UGCUCCGAUCUUUUGGUGCACCUGCUUUCUCGCGCACUAUCAGUCCCAGUUGCCAGGCCGCAGUUAUCACCUGUGUCCGCGAGGAAUCUGAUAUCGGAACGGUUCCAGCAGUCUGCAUGUUUACACCGCGAUGACUGGCGACUUUUGACAACAAGUGUGUGGUGACCCUCGUGAGUAGAACGUUUUGCUUCCGGGUUGUUCUUGUUUUGAAGUGAAAGGUGCAAGACGAUGGCCGAGGCUCGCGCCGUUCCGGUGGCACCCGGUCUGGACAUGGACGACAGCCGGUUCCGCAUCCGGCCGUACCAGCAGAUUCUGUCGUCGUGCAGCGGAGCGCUGGUCACGUCGUUGUUCAUGACCCCGCUGGAUGUGGUGAAGACGCGCCUCCAGACGCAGCAAAAGCUGAUGCUUUCGAACAAGUGCUACCUGUACUGCAACGGUCUGAUGGAUCACCUGUGUCCGUGCGGGCCCAACGGAGCCUUCGCCAAGCCCAAGUUGCACUUUAACGGCACCAUCGACGCGUUCAUGAAGAUCAGCCACUACGAGGGCGUCCGGUCGCUGUGGUCCGGCCUCGGGCCGACGCUGGUGCUGGCCCUGCCCACCACGGUCAUCUACUUUGUGGCGUACGAGCAGUUCCGGCUGUGGUUGAAGGAGUUUUACCAGAAGCGAACCAACAAAACCAGUCAACAGCAGGAACUUCCCCUCUGGAUUCCGCUGGUGGCCGGCGGAUCGGCCCGCGUGAUGGCCGUCACGAUCGUGAAUCCCCUGGAGCUGAUCCGCACCAAAAUGCAGUCGGAGAAGCUGAGCUACACCGAGGUCGGGCGGGGCUUCAAGAGCAUGCUCAAGAUGCAGGGCGUGCUCGGGCUGUGGAACGGCUUCUUCCCGACGAUCCUGCGCGACGUUCCGUUCAGUGCCAUCUACUGGACCACGUACGAGACGCUCAAGAAGCGCAGCAACGUGACGCAACCGACGUUCGGGUUCAGCUUUGCGGCCGGCGCCAUCAGCGGGAGCGUGGCCGCGUUCGUGACGGUUCCGUUCGACGUCGUCAAAACGCACCAGCAGAUUGAGUUCGGGGAAAAGUUCAUGUACGCGGAGAACGGUGACCGGAAGGCGCCACCCACCAAGAGUGCCGGCACGUUCGAGACCAUACGCAACAUCUACGUGCGCCGCGGCAUCAAGGGACUGUUUGCGGGACUCACGCCUCGGCUGGCCAAGGUCGCGCCCGCCUGCGCCAUCAUGAUCGCGUCGUUCGAGUACGGCAAGAACUUUUUCUACAACUACAACGUGAACCGCUUCCUGGACAUGCGGGAGAAGGAACUGGGAGGGAAGGUUGGCCCAAUGGCGACGCCGCCGACCGCCGCGCAGACCCAAAAACACGUCAACUACUGACCAGGGAGCGAGAAUCUGCUUUUUAUUUUAUCUUUAGUUGUUUUCCAGUGAUGUUCUAGUCCAACUAGAAAAGCGCGUCAAAUUCGAUUUGAUUUUAUUGGAUGAAAAUAAACCUCGUAGAUUGUAGAUCGUUA
Messenger RNA from Culex pipiens pallens (northern house mosquito), 1520 nucleotides. RefSeq names its product probable mitochondrial glutathione transporter SLC25A40. NCBI's taxonomy places the organism in Eukaryota, Metazoa, Arthropoda, Insecta, Diptera, Culicidae. The transcript is spliced from 2 exons. Bases 229 to 1386 code for a protein of 385 amino acids. The record is from RefSeq and is a predicted model, not a curated record. Gene Ontology annotation, biological process: mitochondrial transmembrane transport.